GUUGAAAGCAAGUGCCCCCGGAUCCACUACCCCGUAGUAUACACUGGUUAGCAAGGUCCAUCCGCAUCAUAAGUUAGUUAGCUGUCCUACUCUGUAGAGUAUAACACGAUGUCGGCGCAGAAACUCUCCGAAACGUCUUGCCCUGUCUGUGAAUGAUCUACGUCAAUUGCUAUAAUUAACUGGAACAGGGGGAAGGGUUUAAUGUCUAAGAGAUUCAGGUCAUCCUCGGGUAAGCUUGCCAGAAGAAACAUAUAAAUACCCCUUCGAAUCCUACAAGCUCUACAGUACUCUCAGAAGAAUCAAACACAUCCUUCUAUCUAUCCUCUCAACGUCCUCAAGAAAUCCACACGACGUCUCCCGCAAAAAUGCGUUUCUCUUUCCUCGCUGCUCUUGCCCUCAUCGGCGCUGCUGCCGCUCAGAACACGAUUGCCUCCGGCCAGCCCUGCAAGAAGGACGGAAGCAUGGGUAUCUGCCAGUCUGGACUCUGCAUUCAAGAGCCCAACCAGGCCCAGGGUGUCUGCAAAUAAGUGCCUGAAUAAUAGGUUCAGAAGAACUGAAAUGGGAACGGGUAUAAAAGCUGCGUGGGAGAUAUGUGAUCGGGUCUUUUGUUUGGAAAAAAUCAAAGCUUAUAUACCACUCGAUUCUCCUGUAGCAAAUAUUGAAACAUUUCAUUUCGUCAGGAUAAUUUCCGUUGCCUUGGUAAUUCCUACAGCAGGAAUUAGCAAACUAGCUUUGUGAUAUUGUCAACGCUUACCCCGCUGUACUGUGCGCAAACCCAGCGCAACACGUCUCGACUAUUUCAAAUAAAGAAUAUGAGGAAUCGUCAGCUAAUUAACUAGCAGGCACCAUACGCGUUAAAGAGAGGAUUCCGCAUCCGUAAUACUAGAGUAUGACAUAGUAGCAGAGCCAGCGUUCGAGCUCUUUGUAACUCACUUCUUAG
This is a messenger RNA of Paecilomyces variotii, 940 nucleotides long. RefSeq lists its product as hypothetical. Lineage: Eukaryota; Fungi; Ascomycota; Eurotiomycetes; Eurotiales; Thermoascaceae. The coding region runs from base 366 to 527 and encodes 53 amino acids. The record is from RefSeq and is a predicted model, not a curated record. The transcript has 3 exons.